UAUCCGCAAAUGGUAUCGCCCGAGAAGAAGUCGGGGCGGAGCUGAGGCAGAAAAAGAAAGGAAGGAAGGAACACUGCCGGCUGUUGUUAGUGUCGCCUAGCAACGGGAGAGAGGAUGGAGCCGAGGGACAGCCGAGCUGGAUCGGAGCGUGAACAGAGUGCAGAAGAUGAGAAUAAAGAACUGCUUGCAAAACAAGAAGGGACUGAGCAGCUGGCAGAUACAAAUGGCCAAAAUGAAGAUGAUAGUGUGGCUACAGGGCCGGGAGAAAAUAAUGCCACGGAGGAAAGUCCAGGAGGUGCUCCUGCAGCGGGCACAGAGGAAGGGCCAGGAGGUGCUCCUGCAGUGGGCACGCAGGAAGGGCCAGGAGGUGCUCCUGCAGCAGUCUUGGAAGAGGCAACAACAAUGGCUGAGCCUAGCAAGAUAGUGCAAGCAAUUCCUGAGGGUGGGGAGCCCACCAUUUUACAGGAAGGGUUUUCCGAUGUUUCCUCGGAGAGGGUCAGCAUGGCUUCCAGAAUAUUCAGUGAGGCAAUGAUCUCUCCUCUGUCUUCACAAGCCAGCAGCCUGAGAUCUGAAAUGCCACUGAUGGUGGAGCGUCAUGGAAUGUCAGGUCCUACUAGGUCAGUCAUCUUGCCUUCCUAUACUGAGUCUGCUUUUCAGCCUUUAUCUCUGCAACUUAGUACACUUGGGCCCAUGGAAGAGCAGGAUGAGGAAAACUUGUUGCAUUUUGCUGAGAGGGAGCUUGGCAGUGAACAGGCAGAGGAGGAGGAGGAAACUCAGCUUGUUGUGUUGGACCCAGAACAUCCCUUGAUGAAAAGAUUCCAAAGUGCUCUAAAGACCUACCUCAAUAAACAAAUUGGAAAACUGACUGAUGAGCUUCGGGGGCUGACAGCAGCCACAAAGAAAAGCAAGGUGGAGAGAGAAGAGCUUGGUGUAAUCUUGUAUGGAGUCCAGCAGCAGUUGGCUCGACUGCAGAUGGAACUGGAGAAGAACCACAAUUGCCAUUCCCAGAUUGCCAUGGCACGCCGCCAGCUAGAGGAAGAGUUGCACGAUCUGAGGAGCAUGUACAAGAAAACAUGUCAGAGCACUGAAGAUGAACGUAAAAAAGUUUCAUCCAUGCAGGCAGAGAUGGAAAGUCUGUCCCUGCGCCUGUUCUACAUGCAGAACAUGGAUCGAGAUGUGCGCGAUGAUAUUGCUGUGAUGAAGAGAACAGUGAAGAAGGCUGAAGUGGAGAGGAUGCGUGCAGAGGCGGAAAAGCAAAAACAGGACCUUCAUGUGGACCGCCUAACAAAGAGGGUCAAUGAGCUACAGGAACAGAUUGCUCUAUAUGAAGCACAGCAUAUGGCCCAGGCUGAAGACACAAGAAUCACACGACAAGAAGUGGGAGAGGCAAGUAUAGAGAUACAAGCUAUUUACCUGGAGAAAAAGCAGCUGCUGCAUCAAUGGACUGUCAGUUUGAGUGGGAUGAAGCGCCGUGAUGAGGCCUAUGCUGCUAUGCAGGAAGCACUAAGAGAAUCCAGGCACAAGCUCAAGUCUUUGGAGAUUGAGAUUGAAGUUUACAAGAAGUCCAUCAUCAAAGAGGAGGAAAGGAAUGAGCUGUUGGCUUCUAUCUUGAACCGUUCAGAGAAUGAUGGCAACACAAGCAGGAAGCUGAUAGCCCAGAGUGUGACUAAACAGGAUGCCAUGAAAGUGGAAUUUGGUACCUACACUCGUACUCUCCAUGAAACAGAGCAAGCCCUCACUCGGGCCCAUGCGGACCAAAUGGCACGCAUGAAUGAACUGGUUCUCCUUCGCAGAGAGAUAGAGAAAGGUUCACAAACAAAGCAAGAUCUGGAGAAUGAGAUCAUGGGCAAGCUGCAAGAUCAGCUGAUGUCUAACAAAACAGCAAAAUACUACUUACAGCUGGGCAUCAAGCUUCAAAACAGAUUGAUGAAUUUGGAGAUACAGCUCGUUAACGUCGAGAAUGACACAGCCCAAACCUCACUAGAUAUCACAAACACCCAAUGCAAGCUAAAUAUACUUGAAAAGAACCUCUUGGAACUGGACAAAGAAAUGGAUUCCUUGAACAACCAGAUCAAUCACAGUGAGACUGAGAUUGCUAAACGUAACCUCCUCAUUGGACGCAAACAGGGGAUCAUCAACCUGUACAACAAGAAAUUGGAAAUGUUCAUUUCUCAACUGGGGGGACAAGAACUGGGGCCGUUGGCAAUUGAAAUCAAGAGACUCUCCAAACAGAUUGAUGAAAGUGACUUGGAGGUGGUGAAGCUGCAGAGACACUGGAUGAAACAUCAGAAGGAAUUAGUGAAGCUUACUGAGGAACGAGAACAACAGCUGGCAUCCUUGGAUAUGUUAAAGAAAGAGAUCACAAUAAAGGAGCAAAAGAAAGUGCGCAUAGAGAAUGAAAUCCAGCAGGAGAAAAAUGAACUAAAGGACAUUGAGCGUCACAUGAAGAACAUGGCUAAUGACUUGGUGAAGUUACAUCUAUUGAUCAAUAAGAACAGUGAGAAUUCUGCAGAGUUGCAGCAAGGCAAUACCAUCAUGGAAAACGAGUUUAUGCGCUCCCUCAAGGUAGCAGAGAGAGAAUCAAUUGAGAUGCAAGAGAAGCUGGACCGACUUCAAGAAGAAAAAGAGAGGCUUCUCAACAGCCUCUUGGAGGCAGAGUGUCAGAUGAUGCAAUGGGAGAAGAAGAUACAACUGGCCAAAGAGAUGCGUGCUGCAGUGGAUUCAGAGACUGGGCAGGGUGAGAUACGAGCCAUGAAGACAGAGAUUCACAGGAUGCAGGUAAGGUACCACCAGCUGAUGAAGCAACAGGAGAAGCUAAUGCGAGAUAUGGAGGCAGCUGUUGCCCGCCGAGAAACCAUUGUGAUUCGUGGAGAGGGGCAGAAGAAAAUGAGUAGCCAAGUGCUUACCAAGGGUGAUUUUCAUUACAAGAAGCUGGAGCUAAAGAAAAAGAUCAAAGAAAUCCAUAAGAAUGCUGAGGAGUGCAACAAAACCAUAACUCAGCUUGAGAAUUCACAGAUUAUCCUCGCUACUGCUCUUCUGGAGAAGCAGAAGCAGAUCUCCCUCUUGAAUGCUGAACAUGAUGAGCUUGACAUAGAACUGAAUGAUCUCCUGGCAAAGAAACGGCAGAACCUUUCAGAUAUUGUGGCCGGCCAGGGGCGUGUGAAGCACUUGCAGGCAGUGAAGGAAGGGAGGUACAACCCAAUAUGCCGCAGCGAGUUAAUGAUCCGCAUCGAAAGGCAGAAGCUGGAAGAGCGAUUGCACGCCAUUCACAUCAUCCUCCAUCAAAUCGGGGAGGAGUAUCCACAGUACAAGAGGACAUUGCAGAUGCUCAUCCAAACCCUAAACCACAGGCUGGGUACACCAUCAGUAUAGUAGCAGGGGACAGGGAACUAAAACUGCAACUUUUACAUUUUAAACAUUUCACAAAUAAA
Messenger RNA from Rhineura floridana, 3431 nucleotides. It is a transcript of the gene CCDC40, whose product is annotated as coiled-coil domain containing 40. Gene Ontology annotation, biological process: heart looping; axoneme assembly; epithelial cilium movement involved in determination of left/right asymmetry. The record is from RefSeq and is a predicted model, not a curated record. Gene Ontology annotation, cellular component: cilium; cytoplasm. The transcript is spliced from 21 exons. The coding region runs from base 115 to 3372 and encodes 1085 amino acids. NCBI's taxonomy places the organism in Eukaryota, Metazoa, Chordata, Lepidosauria, Squamata, Rhineuridae.